AUGCCAGGGGUUUCCAGUGCGCUCCGGCGCCUCAUAGCCGCGCGCCUGGCGCUGGAGCGCAUCAACGAACGCUUCCUCUGCCAGACUGCUGCUGGCCGCAGUAGCGCAGUGGCGGUGCCAACGGCGGCGUUGACGCCGCAGCUGUGCCUGGAGUGCCAGGAGCUUGCGACGCGCGUCCUGCUGGAUCUGGACGCCACCCCGUGCGGCGCGGCCGCGGAGCUGAGGGUGGUGCGCAAGCGGCUGGUGGCGCGCGCCAAUGCGCUGCUCGACGCCGUGCAGGCCGCGACGCGGCAGCUUUGA
This is a messenger RNA of Monoraphidium neglectum, 300 nucleotides long. RefSeq lists its product as hypothetical. NCBI's taxonomy places the organism in Eukaryota, Viridiplantae, Chlorophyta, Chlorophyceae, Sphaeropleales, Selenastraceae. Bases 1 to 300 code for a protein of 99 amino acids. The transcript has 2 exons. The record is from RefSeq and is a predicted model, not a curated record. Gene Ontology annotation, molecular function: protein-folding chaperone binding.